Molecule: messenger RNA, 9870 nt
Organism: Rhineura floridana
Lineage: Eukaryota; Metazoa; Chordata; Lepidosauria; Squamata; Rhineuridae
Gene: ABCA1
Product: ATP binding cassette subfamily A member 1
Exons: 50
Coding region: 357-7133 (2258 amino acids)
Biological process (GO): transmembrane transport; lipid transport
Cellular component (GO): membrane; intracellular membrane-bounded organelle
Molecular function (GO): ATP binding; ABC-type transporter activity; ATP hydrolysis activity
Source: RefSeq, a predicted model, not a curated record
AGCAGAGGGAAGCCGCGGUUGACCGAUAAUAACCUCCACUGUACGGCGCCGGCGGAAUCUAUAUAAGGCGCUCCGGGUUCAAAAAUCUCCUGGUUUUCUGGAGUCUUCGUGGGGGAGCUUGCAGAAAAGGAGGCAGCUCUUACAGCCCCCCACCCCUCCCGCCGCAAAAAACAAAACAAACUAUAACCCCAUCGCCCCGCAGGACUAUCGGGCUUUGUGUUUUGCUUUUACAUUCUCAUUCGAAGCGGACAGAAAGACACCCGCUGAUCAAACUGGCGAGCAGUUGAUGACCAGCCACAGUGUCUCUGCUGUGUGCUGUUGCCAUCCGUGGUGCUGCUGGUGUGUACAGAGGGAAGAUGGCAUUCUGGACACAGCUGGGCUUGCUGCUAUGGAAGAAUUUCACCUUCAGGAGAAGGCAAACAUUCCAGCUGCUGAUUGAAAUUGCUUGGCCUUUGUUUAUCUUCUUCAUAUUGAUCUCUGUACGGCUGUCCUAUCCACCCUAUGAACAACAUGAAUGUCAUUUUCCAAACAAGGCCAUGCCUUCAGCUGGAACAUUGCCCUGGGUCCAGGGGAUUAUCUGUAAUGCCAACAAUCCUUGCUUCCGCUACCCUACACCUGGGGAAUCACCGGGCAUUGUUGGAAACUUUAACAAAUCUAUUGUUUCCCGCCUGUUCUCUGAUGCCAAGCGAUUGCUGCUGUAUAGCCAGAAAGACAACAGCAUCAAGGAUGCACAGAAAGUUGUGGGGAAACUACAGAAAGUUGGGAAAUCUAUUUCAGGUGUGAAAGUCCGGGAUUUCCUGGUGGUCAAUGAGACAUUCUCUGACUUUCUCCAUCACAAUGCUUCCCUACCAAAGUUUGUUGUAGAUGAAAUCAUGAAUGCUCAGGUCAACCUCCAACAGGUCAUUACGUCCGGCUACCAGAUAAGCAUGAAAGACCUUUGCAAUUCAACCAAGCUGUCAGAGUUUGUCACCAUCCAAAACCCAGUGGUAGAUGUGCUCAGCAGUGCCUUGAUUUGCUCCAUUCCUAAGGAAAAACUUGCUGCUGCAGAGAGAGUGUUUCAAGAUAAUCUAGAUGUCAUGAAGCCAAUUAUGAAAGGGAUCAUCUCCAACUCUACUCUGCAAGAUCUCAAGGGAACCAUGGAGACUUUUAUGGAGAGCCUUGGGAAGCUCUUUACGGAGCUAGAGAGCAUGAAAAGCUGGAGCGACAUGAGGCAGGAGGUGAUGUUCCUGACCAAUGUGAAUGCCACAAGUUCUUCUACUGAAAUUUACCAGGCAGUAUCCCGAAUAGUUUGUGGUCAUCCUGAAGGUGGGGGAUUGCAGAUUAAAUCUCUAAACUGGUAUGAAGACAACAAUUACAAAGCUCUCUUUGGAGGCAACAACAGUGAAGAAGAUGCGGCUGGUUUCUAUGACAACUCCACAACACCCUACUGUAAUGACCUAAUGAAGAAUCUGGAAUCCAGCCCAUAUUCCAGGAUUAUAUGGAGAGCUCUGAAACCUUUGCUUAUUGGGAAGGUCUUGUACACCCCUGACACACCAGCAACAAGGGUAAUCAUGUCUGAGGUAAACAAGACAUUCCAGGAGCUAGGUGUCUUCCGUGAUCUCGGAGGGAUGUGGGAAGAGAUAAGACCAAAGAUAAGAACCUUCAUGGAGAAAAGCCAGGAAAUGGAUCUAGUUCGGACAUUGCUGAAGAACAAGCUCCUUUGGAAACACCACUUAAUGGGUUCAAGCUGGACCAUUGAAAAUGUCUCCCUCUUUUUGGCAAAGUACCCAGAAGAUGUUCACCCAGUGAAUGGCUCAACCUACACCUGGAGGGAUGCUUUCAAUGAAACUGACCAUGCUGUUCUGUUUAUUUCCCGCUUCAUGGAAUGUGUCAAUUUGGACAAACUGGAAGCCAUGCCUAGUGAGGUGCGGCUUAUCAACAAGUCCAUGGAGCUGCUAGAUCAGAGGAGGUUUUGGGCAGGCAUCGUUUUCCCUGAAAUUGCUCCUAGCAGUGUGGAGUUGCCUCAUCAUGUCAAGUACAAAAUAAGGAUGGACAUAGACAGUGUGGAGAGGACAAACAAAAUUAAGGAUGGGUACUGGGACCCAGGGCCUCGAGCGGAUCCUUUUGAUGACAUGCGCUAUAUCUGGGGAGGCUUUGCUUACUUGCAGGAUGUGAUAGAGCAGGCAGUCAUCCGGGUUCUGACAGGCUCUGAGAAGAAAACUGGUGUCUAUGUUCAGCAGAUGCCCUAUCCUUGUUACGUGGAUGACAUAUUCCUGCGUGUCAUGAGCCGAUCAAUGCCCCUCUUCAUGACUCUGGCUUGGAUCUACUCUGUGGCUGUGAUCAUCAAGGGUAUUGUCUACGAAAAGGAAGCCCGUCUGAAAGAGACCAUGAGGAUCAUGGGACUUGACAACAGCAUCCUCUGGCUUAGCUGGUUCAUUAGCAGCUUCAUUCCCCUACUCAUGAGUGCAGGGCUCCUGACACUGAUCCUCAAGAAAGGAAACUUGCUGCCCUACACUGACCCCAGCGUGGUGUUUGUCUACCUGUCUAUCUUUGGGGUGGUGACCAUCAUGCAGUGCUUCCUCAUCAGCACCUUAUUCUCAAGAGCCAACUUGGCAGCAGCUUGUGGGGGGAUCAUCUACUUUACUCUCUACUUGCCUUAUGUGUUGUGUGUUGCCUGGCAGGACUACAUUAGCUUCUCUGUCAAAAUGUUUGUGAGCCUGCUUUCUCCUGUAGCCUUUGGGUUUGGCUGCGAGUACUUUUCCCUGUUUGAAGAGCAGGGAGUUGGGGUGCAGUGGGACAACAUACUGGGAAGCCCUUUGGAAGAAGACAGCUUCAACCUGACCACUUCUGUGUACAUGAUGCUGUUUGAUAGUUUGCUGUAUGGGAUUAUGACUUGGUACAUUGAGUCUGUCUGUCCAGGCCAAUAUGGCAUUCCCAGACCCUGGUAUUUUCCCUUUAUGAAGUCCUAUUGGUGUGGUGAGGAAUCCGGGGAGCGACAGCUCCCUUCUCUUCACAUGAAAUCAUCUGAAAUCUGCAUGGAAGAAGAGCCAAGUCAUCUUUGCCUUGGGGUAUCCAUCCAGAGCCUGGUGAAGGUUUACCGUGAUGACAAGAAACUGGCUGUAGAUGGCCUUACACUGAAUUUCUAUGAAGGGCAAAUUACCUCCUUCCUGGGACACAAUGGAGCUGGGAAAACUACCACAAUGUCCAUCCUCACUGGGUUAUUUCCCCCAACUUCGGGCACAGCCUUCAUUCUGGGCAAAGAUAUCCGUUCUGAACUCAGCACCAUUCGGCAGAAUCUGGGUGUCUGUCCUCAGCACAAUGUCCUGUUUGAUGAGCUGACAGUGGAGGAGCAUAUCUGGUUUUAUGCACGUCUGAAGGGACUGUCGGAAAAGCUGGUGAAAAAGGAAAUGGAGAAGAUGGCCAUAGACGUUGGUUUGCCUCAUAAACUCAAAUCGAAGACAAGUAAACUCUCUGGUGGUAUGCAGAGAAAGCUUUCAGUAGCUUUGGCCUUUGUAGGUGGCUCUAAAGUUGUCAUUCUGGAUGAGCCAACGGCUGGUGUCGAUCCUUAUUCUCGCAGAGGGAUCUGGGAGCUGCUUUUGAAAUAUCGCCAAGGCCGCACCAUCAUUCUCUCCACACACCACAUGGACGAGGCAGACAUCCUCGGAGACCGAAUUGCCAUAAUAUCUCAUGGCAAACUAUGCUGUGUUGGCUCGUCACUAUUCCUGAAGAACCAGUUGGGGACCGGCUAUUAUCUGACCUUAGUCAAGAAGGAUGUGGAUUCCUCACUGAGCUCCUGCAGGAACAGCAGCAGCACUGUGUCUUACCUGAAAAAGGAUGACAGCGUGUCUCAGAGUAGCUCUGAUGCUGGACUUGGCAGUGACCAUGAAAGUGACACCCUGACAAUAGAUGUGUCUGCAAUUUCUAAUCUCAUCAAGAAGCAUGUCCCUGAAGCAAGGCUGGUGGAAGAUAUUGGCCAUGAGUUAACUUACAUUUUGCCAUAUGAAGCAGCUAAAGAGGGAGCUUUUGUGGAGUUGUUUCAUGAGAUCGAUGACCGCCUCUCUGACCUGGGUAUUUCCAGCUAUGGCAUUUCUGAGACUACUCUGGAGGAGAUAUUUCUCAAAGUAGCAGAGGAUCAUGGUGUGGAUACAGAGACAUCAGAUGGCACAUUACCAGCCAGAAGAAACCGGGUCUUUGGAGACAGGCAAAGCUGCCUUCGUCCAUUCACAGAAGAUGAUGCUUUUGAUCCCAGUGAUUCUGACAUAGACCCAGAAUCCCGAGAGACUGACCUGCUGAGUGGGAUAGAUGGCAAAGGAUCCAGCCAGAUUAAGGGCUGGAAGCUGACCCAGCAACAGUUUGUGGCUCUGCUUUGGAAGAGACUGCUUAUUGCCAAACGUAGCAGAAAAGGUUUUUUUGCCCAGAUUGUCCUCCCAGCUGUCUUUGUUUGCAUUGCUCUCGUGUUCAGUUUGAUUGUGCCUCCCUUUGGUAAAUAUCCCAGCUUGGAAUUACAACCAUGGAUGUAUGAUGAGCAGUACACAUUUAUCAGCAAUGAUGCUCCAGAAGACAUUGACACCCAAAAGCUUUUGAAUGCUCUCCUGAACCAACCUGGUUUUGGGACCCGCUGCAUGGAAGGAUACUCCAUUCUAGAUACUCCUUGCUCUUUGGGGGAAGACGACUGGAGCACCGCUCCUGUGCCCAAGACAGUCAUGGCAAUCUUCCAGAAUGGCAACUGGACUAUGGAGAACCCCUCCCCAUCUUGCAUAUGUAGCAAUGAGAAGAUUAAGAAGAUGCUUCCUUUGUGCCCUCCAGGGGCUGGUGGCCUGCCUCCUCCCCAGAGAAUGCAGAACACCACAGACACCCUGCAAAACCUGACAGGCCGCAACAUUUCUGAUUACCUGGUGAAGACUUAUGCACAGAUAAUUGGUAAAAGUUUGAAGAAUAAGCUCUGGGUGAAUGAAUUCAGGUAUGGUGGCUUUUCAUUGGGAGCCAGCAGCUCCCUUGUGCUUCCCCGACGUGGAGAAAUUAAUGAUGCCAUUAAGCAAGUGAAGAAAAUCUUGGAAAUAGCUAAGGGGAGCUCUGGAGAACGCUUCCUUAAUAGCCUAGCGAGCUUCAUGGAGGGCAUGGACGCAAACGAUAACGUAAAGGUGUGGUUCAACAACAAAGGCUGGCACGCAGUUGGCUCCUUUCUCAAUGUGAUCAACAAUGCCAUUCUCCGGUCCAACCUGCAAGAUGGAGAAAAUCCCAGCACCUAUGGCAUCACAGCCUACAACCAUCCCCUGAACCUCACCAAGCAGCAGCUCUCUGAAGUUGCCUUGAUGACCACGUCAGUGGAUGUUUUGGUCUCCAUCUGCGUCAUCUUUGCCAUGUCCUUUGUUCCGGCCAGCUUUGUGGUUUUCUUGAUCCAGGAUCGAGUCUCCAAGGCCAAGCACCUGCAGUUCAUUAGUGGUGUGAAGCCAGUUAUCUACUGGCUGGCCAACUUUGUAUGGGAUAUGUGUAACUAUGUGGUUCCAGCCACCUUGGUCAUUAUUAUCUUCAUCUGCUUCCAGCAGAAAUCCUACGUGUCCUCAACUAAUCUUCCAGUCUUGGCUCUUCUCCUCUUGCUCUAUGGGUGGUCCAUAACUCCUCUCAUGUACCCAGCAUCCUUUGUGUUCAAGAUCCCUAGCACAGCAUAUGUAGUGCUCACCAGUGUGAACCUCUUCAUUGGCAUUAACGGGAGUGUUGCCACGUUUGUCCUUGAGCUUUUCACCAACAAUAAGCUGAACAACAUCAAUGACAUCUUGAAGUCAGUGUUCCUCAUCUUCCCCCAUUUCUGUCUGGGCCGUGGCCUGAUUGACAUGGUGAAAAAUCAAGCUAUGGCAGAUGCCCUAGAAAGAUUUGGUGAGAACCGUUUUGUCUCCCCUCUCUCCUGGGAUCUGGUGGGACGGAACCUUUUUGCCAUGGCUGUAGAAGGCGCUGUCUUCUUUCUCAUCACUGUGCUUAUCCAGUACCGGUUCUUCAUCAAAUCCAGGCCUGUCAGUGCUAAGCUUCCACCUGUGAAUGAAGAGGAUGAGGAUGUGAACAGAGAAAGGCAGAGGAUCCUUGGUGGCGGUGGGCAGAGUGAUAUCUUAGAAAUCAAAGAAUUAACUAAGAUAUAUAGAAUGAAACGAAAGCCUGCUGUGGAUAGGAUCUGUGUCGGAAUUCCACCUGGAGAGUGUUUUGGCCUCCUGGGUGUGAAUGGUGCUGGCAAGUCUUCCACUUUCAAGAUGUUGACUGGAGACACCGAUGUUACAGGAGGGGAUGCUUUUCUUAAGGGCAACAGUAUUUUGUCUAACAUCCAAGAAGUCCACCAGAACAUGGGAUAUUGUCCUCAGUUUGAUGCUAUAAAUGAGCUGCUGACUGGGAGAGAGCAUCUGGAAUUGUUUGCACUCUUAAGAGGAGUCCCUGAGAAAGAAGUCUACAAGGUUGGUGAAUGGGCUGUUCGUAAAUUGGGCCUCAUAAAGUAUGCAGAAAGAUAUGCUGGCACCUACAGUGGUGGGAACAAGCGCAAACUGUCCACUGCAAUGGCCCUAAUUGGGGGGCCUCCUGUGGUGUUCCUGGAUGAGCCGACCACAGGAAUGGAUCCCAAGGCACGGCGUUUCCUUUGGAACUGUGCCUUAAGCAUCAUCAAGGAGGGAAGGUCUGUGGUUCUUACAUCUCACAGCAUGGAAGAAUGUGAGGCCCUGUGCACUCGAAUGGCAAUCAUGGUCAAUGGGCGGUUCAGGUGCCUUGGCAGCGUCCAGCACCUGAAGAACAGGUUUGGAGAUGGCUAUACAAUAAUAGUGCGAAUAGCAGGGACAAACCCUGACUUGAAACCUGUUCAAGACUUCUUUGCGCUUGCCUUUCCGGGCAGUGUGCUGAAGGAGAAGCAUCGCAACAUGCUACAGUAUCAGCUCCCAUCCUCUCUGUCUUCUCUGGCAAGGAUAUUUAGCAUCCUCUCCCAAAACAAAAAGAGGCUCCAUAUGGAAGACUACUCCGUUUCUCAGACCACACUUGACCAAGUAUUUGUAAACUUUGCCAAGGACCAAAGUGAUGACGACCACACAAAGGACUUGUCGUUGCACAAAAACCAGACUGUUGUAGAUGUUGCAGUUCUGACUUCUUUUUUGAAAGAUGAAAAGGUGAAAGAAAGCUAUGUAUGAGCAACCCUUGUGGAAAGGAUGCAACAGUAGUACUGAGCAGAAGCAGGGGAAGAGAGUCCUCCUUUCUGUGCAAUAGUGGGGAGAUCUCCCCAUGAGCAAAGAGGCAGAAGAUACAGAGAGGAAAACAAGAAAACUGAACAUUUUUACUUGUAACCAUUCAAUGCAAUGCAACUCAAUGCAAUGAAAACAAUAUUCCAUUACAGAGGCAGUGCCUCUUGGAGAUGUUGCCUUGUUGUACUGUUCUCUAGCAAAAGACUUGAAUCUAGUUAUUCUUAUGUUAUAACUCUGUGAAAUUCUAGUAUGGCGCCACUUCCUGCUCUGUGGUCUUCUGCCAUACUCCUACUUGUUUCUACUAAGCAGGUUUUCGUUUAGGGGUUGUGCAACUGCUCAGAGGAUUCUUGGCUAGUGAUUAUUUAUUUGUCAUUUUAAGGCAUGCAUUGCCCUUCUACAGGGUGAGUGGAAUUGUUUGGUGCUACAUCCAUUGCUGGCAAUGAAUGUACCAGCGUAACCAGUGCCAAGUAGUUACCGCACAAUGCAUUGCUGUGGCCUUAUUUAAGUAUUAUCUGAUGGGCCUGCUUAACCUACAGAAGUUUAAGGGGACUGGUGUAAACAUCAUUGGUGGUCUUAACAGUGGGUCACAAAGCAUACCAUCUAAAAUAUGCAUAAUGAAAAAAUAAUUGUUUCUUAUUGAGGUGUGGCAGAAUAAACUAUAAAUCAUAAAAACAUUUAAGAGGAUUUCUAUCCCAAUGGUAUGGUGACCAAUCUUCCACUCUGCUUUUGUGAAGUUUUUGUUCUUGUCAGCUUUUAUUAAGAAUCAUGUCUGAUGUCUUUUUUUUCUCUUUUGCACCAGUAUUAUUUAUAUGUGAGUCAGCAAUUUCUGUGGAGGUAUGGGCAUGCUGUCCCAACCUCUAUGUCCCAAAGUAUCAGAUCACUUUAGUAUUGUCUAUAUUACACUGUGUCCAGAAUCUAGGUAAACUUAGCAUCAUUUCUGCAAACUUUUAACAUUUUUCUAGUCUAGCAAUCACUUCUCCUUUUUCACUUACCAUAAAAUGUACUGCAUUAUGUUUUCCUACAUAAGUCAAACCAUAGGAUGGCCACCUUUUAUCAUGCGCUGCAGAUAUUGCUCCUACCCAUUUCUUUUGUAGUCCUAUCAUCUACCCUGUCCCUCACUUACUGUAUGGCACACUUCUUGACUGAUCUCCUGCUACAGCUAGAGCUUGAAGGCAAACAGCCAGUUUAAGGGUAGGAGUAGCAAUCCCAGGCAAAAGAUCACUAGGUUGAUUAAAAAAAUAUGAUGAACGCUCAACUUUUAAGGAUAACUUGCAAAACAAUUGCUCAUUUGGGAAGCAACUUCAAGGUUUUAUGGUUAAGUAGGUGCUUUUACACAAAGUUGGCUGGGAUUGUAUCACUGGACUAUCUUUAUUAAAACAUACAUAUAUAUGUGGGUUUACCAAACAUCUUCAAGCCUGCUAUUUAAGGAGUCGCUAUGUUCAUAUCCCAUCAUAAUGGUACAGUACAGAAAAGGCUAGUUAAGGCUACUAAGUUCUUUGGAAAUAAAUGGGACAGGAAUCGAUCCUGUGCAUGCUUAUUUAGAAAAUAUGUCAUGUUUGAGUGCCCAUACAAUCACAGCCUUAGUUGAAUAUGACCAAAAGCCUCUUACUACCUUUCCCAUCCCUUUCCACCCCAACCACGGCUUGCAAAAUGUCCUUGGGAUACAUACAUCUCAAUGCAGGUGCUUAUCUUUUUCCACAGCGAUAUUAUGGCUAAUUAGUACUCAAUCACAAUGGUCAACCUAUCCUGGUAUAAGAUAAAUAUUAUUAAUUUAUUAUUUAAGAUGUAUUUGCAACCCUGCCCAAGCAAGACACAAUAUAAACAGAAGGCAAGGUCUUCACAGUGUAAUCAUCUACAUGUCUACUCAAAAGUCAAUUUCAUUUUAGUUCAGUGGUGGUUAUUCCCAUGUAAAUGGGUAAAGGGUUGCAGCCUAAGGCUGCGAUCCUAGGCAAUCUUACCUGGCGGUUAGAAGCAAGAAAAUAGAGGCUUAGAGGAUUGCACUGUAAAUCCUAAUGUUUGCAGCAAGAGCAAUUUAAGCACAGGCUUAAUUGUUCCAUUAGAAACAAAGGUUCUUAGCAGUGCUUCCUGGCAAGAGAAGGGCUCCACACUAGCUUUGAUCUUACACUGAACACUGUGUUAUAGGGCAGUUGCCUCAAAGUCAUUUUAUGCAAGUUUUCCUUUUGUGUUGGAUGUGGGUUAGCCAAACUUAUCCUCAGUGCUACACCUAUUAUGAUAUAAAACCACUGACAUGGAACUGUGUUAAGAACAUCUAGCACUUCAGUAUGUAUGUAGUGAAGUUGUUGCAUCCCUCUGCAGUAUUUGUAGUGCUGUAGAGGCACUUUCCUAUAAAUUCUUACAGAAGUAAUACUUAAGGGUAAACCUGUGUUACCGUGGCUUUCCUUCUACCCCAGUUUCAGACUCCUCUCACUUUAAUACGAUUGGUCCUUCAUUCCAAGCACUUUAUGCUAGCUAUAAUGGGAUCUAUUUUUGCAUUGGAAUACCGUUAACUUUGCAAAAAUCUAGAGCAGUUUCACACAUACACCUAUUAAGUUGAUCUCUCAAUGGACAUUUUCAUGAAAAAAAUAUCUAUAUUUGUAUUGCUAAUAACUAUUUGUGAAAUAUUAAUAGGCAUUUGUUAAUUGCCUUGUAUCAAGCAUAAAAAAAAUAAAAUGUUGCUGGUCUACAA